AGGGCGGGCGGAAAGGGGGGGUGGGGGUGAAGGGGAGCGUGGCUUCGUCUCUCCCUUCCCCUGCACACCCCCCGCCUCCCCCCCGCCUCCCUUCCCUCAGCCAAUCGGCGCGGAGGAAAACCCUCGUGCCGCUGACGCCCCCACGGGAGCCCCCCUUUUAAAAUAAAGCGGCGGCGACGGGUCACCCCCACGGCGCGCGGCGCGGCGGGAAGCAAGGGGGGAGCGUGUGUGUGGGGCGCCCGGGCGGGGCGGCCUCGCUCGCUCACAGACAGAUAGACAGCCACAGUACUGCAGGAUGCCCGCGGCUCCUCCGCCGAGGGGCUGAGGCGUGCGAGGGCCGGGAGGUCGCGAGGAGAGGGAGGAAGGCAGGAGCGGCGCUUGGGGAGGGUCUGGUGCCCGCUCCGCGGUGCGGCUGAGGAUGGCGCCAGUGAGUGAGCAACUGGCACCGCAGGGCGCGGGGGACCCCACCGCCGCCCCCCUGCCCGGCCCGGCAGUGGUGGAGCCGGAGCCGCGGCGGGAGAACGGCAGCGAGUGUUGCCCCUUGAGCGGCAGCCCGGCCGCGCCGAGCGGCGAGAACGGGGCCCAGCCCCGGGCAGCUCCGGAGGCCCCCGGGAACGCGGGCAGCCCCGGGAACGCGGCGCCUGAGCCCCCCGAGGGCGGCUGGGGCUGGGUGGUGAUGUUGGCCGCCAUGUGGUGCAACGGCGCCGUCUUCGGCAUUCAGAACUCCUGUGGAGUCCUCUUCGUCUCCAUGCUCGAGCUCUUCGGCGGCAGCAAGGACGAGCAGAUGGUGUUCAAAACAGCAUGGGUGAGCUCUCUUUCUAUGGGGAUGGUCUUCUUCUGUUCUCCCAUAGUCAGCAUAUUCACAGACCUGUUUGGCUGUCGAAAAGUAGCUGUGAUUGGAGCUGCAGUAGGGUUUGUAGGACUCCUUUCAAGUUCUUUUGUAAGAACCAUUGAACCUCUGUAUUUCACUUAUGGAAUCUUAUUUGCCUGUGGCUGCUCAUUUGCCUACCAGCCAUCCUUGGUUAUUCUUGGGCACUAUUUCAAGAAGCGCCUUGGACUAGUGAAUGGCAUUGUCACUGCAGGCAGCAGCUUGUUCACCGUAUCACUGCCUUUCCUCUUGAAAGUUUUAAUCAAUUCUGUUGGCCUACACAACACCUUGAGGGUCCUGUCCAUCCUUAUGUUUAUUCUGUUCCUGGCUGGCUUCACGUACAAACCUCUUGUUUCCAAUGCCAAAGACAAGGAGGGAGGAAAGAUGGGAAAGUUCAGAUUUCCUCCUGAAAAAAAGAUUUGCAAUUUUUCCGUCUUCAAAGUUCUCAGUUACCGAAUCUGGGCUUUUGGGAUCCCGGUUGCCCUCUUUGGAUACUUUGUGCCUUAUGUUCACUUGAUGAAGCAUGUAAAAGACAGAUUUCAUGACGGCGUACAAAAAGAAGUGCUUCUGUUGUGUCUGGGCAUUACUUCAGGAGUUGGCAGACUGAUUUUUGGCAGAGUUGCAGAUUAUAUUCCUGGUGCAAAAAAAGUUUAUUUACAGGUGGCCUCAUUCUUCUUUAUUGGCCUGAUGUCUAUGAUGAUUCCACUGUGCCACGUCUUUGGAGGUCUCAUUGCUGUCUGUCUCUUCAUGGGCCUGUUUGAUGGGUGCUUCAUCUGCAUUAUGGCUCCUAUUGCCUUUGAGCUUGUUGGGGCUCGGGAUGUCUCUCAGGCCAUAGGAUUUCUACUAGGGUUCAUGUCCAUACCUAUGACAGUUGGUCCACCCAUUGCAGGUUUGCUGUAUGAUGUACUGGGCAGCUAUGAUGUUGCGUUCUACCUGGCUGGAGUCCCACCCCUUAUUGGCGGAGCUAUAUUGUGUUUCAUCCCCUGGGUCCAUGAACGGCAGAAGUUAAAAGAGAGAGCAAAACCUGUUGAUGGAGAAACUACUGAGAAAAUGCUGGAAAAUGAAAGCACUUUGGUGUCAGACACUACAGAAAAGCCAGCCAAAGAAAUGGAAUCUGGCGUUUGAUGCCUUCUUUUCCUGUACCAGCCUGACCUCCUUCAACUGAAGCUAGAUUUGUACUUUUGGGCUGAAGAUAAAAUAUGUAAUGCUGAAGAAGUCUUGAACUAUCACUCAAAUUGCAAAACUGCUAUAAGUAUCUUUUAUACCAUUGAACUUUUUUUUGAUGAGUCACUGACAUUGAGUUUGAUUUCAAGACACAUCUUCAAGGUAUUUGAAGUUUUGUAGUGUUAGUGUGUACGUACGUAGUGAUUCUGUGUGUGAAGAGGAUAUUUUUCUAUGUCAUCAGAAUGUGUUUCUGGAAGUAUGAAAGCUGGUUUUGAUUCACUGAUCCGGGAUUCUUCAGUAACUUGUACAGUCCCUCCAACGCAGGCACACCCGCGGGUGUUCGUUCAUACUGGGAAAUGUAGUAGCUCUUACAACUGAUUUGGAUUUUUGAAGUUUCUCACGCUCUUUUACCGCCUUAUAUAACUCUAUAUCAUGAACAUGAAUUCACAUCUCUUUGAUUCCCUUAACUCUUGCUGAAAUAAUUUUGCAUUAGAAAGCUAAGGUAUUGAACAUCUGGUAUGUUUUUCUCUAAAUACCCCAGCCUCCUCAAUUUGCUUAAGCACUCACCUGUUUUUGUAUUCACCUUUUCACAGUCACCCAAAGAACAUUAGGAUGAAGUCUCUGAUGGGCACAGGUCUUGAAUAUGCACCAGCUCAGCUCUGAGUGCAAACAUAUUCAAAAGUAAAACUGCUGAAUAACAGGUUUUGUAAUGUUUAUUUGGUGAAGGCAAUACUAUUAAUGUAUGUGUAUAUAUUUUUUUUUGAGCUAAACCUCAGAAUAGUUGACAGUUUUGAGGUUGUGCUGACAGUAACUCUUUGGAGCAGUAUUUGUGAAUUAGACUAUUCCAAAUUAUUCUGUUUGACUUGUUAGGGUCUUUUUUUCUAUUCUUAAAAACAAGACAGCUUUAAAAGACACAUUCUAAGUGCAAUAGGUGUUUUUAAUGUGGAAAUAUAAAUGAGCUAUUAAAAUGACAUUCAACAAAGAUUUUUGCACUAAGUCAACAUACAGGUUUCUUAGAGGUCUUUUAUAUCUGUGUUCGGUUGCGUUGUAGGCUAUAGCACCAUAUUUUAUUCAAAUGAAAUGUCUUUGCAUGUCCUAUUUCUUGUUUAACAUACUAAACAUUUGACCCUGUUACUUAUGUAUUCUUAGUUGUUCUGUGCUGUGUCAAGCACGUGCUUCUGAAAACUUCUUUCUCUGAAAAAUACUUGGAAGUGUAAUACAUUGAGGAAAAACCCACUGCUUUUCAGUCCAUCCUAAAACACUUCCAAGUACGUUGUUUAUUUGCAGAUAUGCAUCAGCAGUGGAAUACCUUGAUUCUUUAUUUCAGAUCCAUUCAUUGCCAAUAAUUUUUAUUCUGUUGAAGUGUCAUAGCAAAGAGUAAACUACUACAGACAGGGCCCAUUGAAGUCUGUUUUCUUCAUUAGUAACAAUACCCGUUCUUUCAAUAACCCAUGGAGGAAUACUGUUUUAAAACUUUUAUUGCCUUUUCUAUUUUUAUUAUUAUAGUACACUAUACAUUUGCUAGAACUCUGGAGAAAGAAAAAGCAUAAAAAAUAGAAAAGACAAUAAAGGUUUUAAUUUGAAAACAGUAUUCCCCCCCUGGUUUAUGUACACUAUAUGGGCUCAGCACAUAUACACUUGUGAUGUAGUGAUACUGUUGCACAGAAUGAUCAGCUUAGAAAAGUCCUUUUAAUACAGUCAUGCAAAGCAACCUAAUGGAGACCAAAGCUCAUACUUUUUUUAUCAUGCAGAAUUUCAAUCCCUUCUUUACUUGAGUGAGGUUUAAUAGAACUGAACCUUAAAAUGUUAGAGGUGUAUGGUUCAGGCUUGGAGGCAGAAAAAAACAAAACCCAAUCUGUAAAACAGGUCUGUUUAGGUUCACUGGGACUGGUGCUUCUGGGAUACCUCUCAUAAGUACUUCUAAAAGUUUCAUUAAAAUCUUCACAGUAUUGUCAAUUAAAAUGACUACAAAAUGCUGCCUUCACUACAAAAAUUACAUUAGCAGCCUAUUCUGGUUUUGUCUGGAGUAUUUCUUUAGACUAUGUUCUCAGUAUUAUAUUUGGGAAAUGCAAAAGGUGUUACGUGUGUGUGGUAAAAGGCUUGUUUCCUAUUGCUGUGUUCUGAAAAAUUAUUAUUCAUCACAGAUCUUACAUCCGGUGUGGGGUUUUUUUUAGCGUUUUUAACCAAAACCAAGGCUGCUUUUUAGCACUGAUGCAAUUUGAAAUCAUUGUGACCAGGUAUCUUGAUAUAAUUGUGUGGCAUCUUCCCGACUUGCUGCUCUGUAGCUAUAUGAAAUUAUCUGGGAGAGAAUACAAAAUAGUUGCUAAGUUUUAGAAAUAGAUACAAAAAUAGUAUAACAAUAGUAUGGAUUAAUGAUUGCCCUACCUUUUAAAAAUGAUUCUGUACAUAAAAAUAGAAACCCUCGUAUUUGAGCAUCUAAAUGUGAAAUUAUGCUUACAGGUAUGAAGGACAGCUUUAGAAAAAAGAACAACAAAAACUACCCUCUGUGUCUCCAGGAGGAGGGUACAAUGAGUCAGUAACUGUUUAGAAGCUAUUUCUGUGUUUAAAAACAUCUAGUGAGUGGGAUGUCAGGCAAGAGGGAGGCAGAGUUAGGAGUAAAGAAACUGUGCUGGUGUGACAGUGUUGGAAUAAUGAACCUAUUUGUUGCCAGUUCUUGUUUUAAAACAAUGCUAAAAUCUCAAAGGCUUCAGAAAAAAAUCCAACUUCUGAGAACAGAGAAAAAAUAAAAGUAAUGCAUGAGAAUUCUGUUAACUUACUUAUGGGGGAAAUGUCCAACAGAAAAUGCUCUUUCACGGAGAUGAGCACAAGCAGACGGUGUCCUAAAGCUCGAUCAGAUGCAGUUAAAAUGAAAGUAAAGCUCAGAUUGUUAGUGGUGAGGCUAACUAACCAUUAGGAAAUUUAGAGAUACUGGAUUCUGUAUGCCCUGAGGUUUUAAAAAUGAGGUUAGCUGCCUCCCUUUAUAAAACCAAGAACCAACCUAAACCAAACCAUAAAAAUCCCAACACCAAUAGCAACUGUUUAGUACACUUAUGAAAAAAAGAUGGAAUAAGGCAGAAAUUGUUGCUAUUCUGAAAACUAGGAGAGAAAAGCACUGAAUAACCAACUUUUUUUAUUUACUCGCUCAAAAUAGUUUUUGUAACAAAAUUUAGUCUUAGGUGUGAAACCUGUUCUUGGGAGACCUGCUGAACUCAUGUUUUAAUAACCUAAUUCAUGCCAGAUUUUAUCUUGUUGGGGGUAGAAUCUAAAGUUCAAAUACUACCUUAGUUCAAGAAAACCCUGAAAUCAUUCAGAUGCAUCCCUCUCUUGAGAACAUUUCCUAGAGCACUUUCCAUAAGCAUUGCUCUCUCAGCCUAUAAACAGAGUAAUCAUCUUUUUUUUUCCUAUUAAAUGUUCUCAGGGUAAGCUUCAGAAGAAAUUGGGUGGAAAGAAGUACACUUAAAAUGGCAGUGUGAAACAUCCAGUCCUACCUGAUGCUGUAAUUUAAUACACCAAAUCUUGAAACAGAGAUUGACUUUGAGCAAGGGGUUGGUUUUACAGAUGGCUGACAUGUCUUUUCAGUAGGUGUGAGGUCCUUGUAAAUCUUCAUAGAGCUGUUCAGAAAAGAGUCUGAAAUACUGAAAACCCUUCAGGUUCUGAUUUCCAUCUAAACUAUGCAACAACGUACAAUGCCUAGUUAAUAAAACAAGUACUGUUGGAUUUACUCUGGCUACCUGUGUAAGUCUCAAACCAAGGCUUCAGAGGAACAUAGUCUUAUUUAGAAUUCCUUUCCUCCAGAUCUUUGUUGAGCAUAAAUAUUUUUUUUCUAAGUUAAUUUCAGCGACUGUUUAUGGACUGCUCACUCCAGUCAAAGAUGACGUAGCCGUUCUGAGGCCAUCCUUCAGGUUAUGCUCAGUAUCGGAUGAGGGAGACAACUGACGUUUUGCUCCUUUGGCUCUUCAUGUGCAAUGUCCGGGCAUAUGCAUUCUCCUGUUCCCUUUGGAGACACUGGAUUGUCAGAGCUGAUGCAGACCAUAUUGGAUAUGGAUUGUACCCUUCAGUUCCAUGUUCCCAGACUUCUUCCCUGCAUUAAACCUUUGAAUAACCAUAGCCUGCUAGACCGGGCAAGUUUUUUGUGAAAUGGAGGAAUGUGAGGUCAAACUGACUCUCAGGACUGCUGAAGGAAGGUGCCAUUCACAUGCUAGGACUAGAUGGUCGUUCAAGGUCCCUUCCAACCCUUGAGAUUCUGCGAAUGGUUUGAUUACAUGCUUAUGAUGUAAAAAAAUGGACACUACCAUUUUAAAGCAAAAAUGCCCUGCUUAGUCCUUUGCAGUACAUGCCAGAGGGACGGGAGAAACUUUCUUGCAGCCCCAAAAUAAUUCUCUAAGGAUGGGAAUGAAGGCUACUGUCCUUAGGCUCCUCUUUAUGGGUUAGCUUAAGCAACCAGGUGCUCAGUGAUCUGGCAGUGUGCAGGCACCCGCGCAGAGGGCUCGGCUCUCCCCUCCAAGCAGGGAUGGGGAGCAGAGGUGCUGCCACCUUCAGGGCCUGUAUUCUCCUCGGGGCAGCUACAAAUGUUACAGAAGCUGAUUUUCAGACAUUUCAGAACCAACCCUUUAAUCUCAAGGGGGUGUGUGCGUGUGUGUGUGUGUGUACACAGAUAUAAAAAUACAAUGUAUUUUGAGCACAGCAUGCACCAACAUUCUGCAUUUAAGUACAGGAGCUGCAGCACUGGAAUGUGGAGCUAGCCGAGGAAAAAGUAAGUAUGUUGAACUGCGUGUUUCACUGUUGACAAGCGCAGCAAUGUUACCGUUCCAGACAGCAAGUGAGUUUCUAGUCAUGUAGACUUUGGCAUAUUUUCAGUAUGCCUUGUAGUCUUGUAUAUGUAGUGUCAACAUUUUUAGUGUUCCAGGACCGCUUAUGCCAAGAUUAGAGUGAUUUUUUUAUAUUACAAUGUGUGCUAAUAUUGAUACCACUGACGUGUUCAAGUACCUUUAUAGACAUCAUAUUUUGUAUGUUGGUUUUGAUAUUAAAGGAUAUACCUCUUGCUAGCCUUAACUCCGUUCUUUAAAGUUCUGCUUUGUUAGAAGGGCAAGAAAUGAAUGUCUGAUGUUUUUCAUGGUGCUAAAGUAACUGUGAUCUGUCUCAAAUUACUCAGAAUAAAGAUGGUAGCUCUUAAGUGC
Molecule: messenger RNA, 7209 nt
Organism: Colius striatus (speckled mousebird)
Lineage: Eukaryota; Metazoa; Chordata; Aves; Coliiformes; Coliidae
Gene: SLC16A10
Product: solute carrier family 16 member 10
Exons: 6
Coding region: 419-1993 (524 amino acids)
Biological process (GO): transmembrane transport
Molecular function (GO): monocarboxylic acid transmembrane transporter activity
Source: RefSeq, a predicted model, not a curated record